AUGUCGAGAGAUCUUGAGCCCGAGGCUCGUGAACUUGAGCAUAUGUUUGAUAUCAGCACGGAAAAGCUCAAGGAAAUCACAGAGCACUUUACCAAGGAGCUCACAAAGGGGCUGAGCGUCGACGGCGGUAACAUACCGAUGAACCCAACAUGGCUGAUGAACAAGCCCACCGGCUACGAGCAAGGCACAUAUCUCACACUCGACAUGGGGGGUUCAAAGGCGCGCGUCUGCCAGGUCACAUUGAAACAGAAAGGCCAGGUGGAAAAUAAACAAAGAGAGUUCUUCAUCCCCAAGCACAUAAAGACCGCCACAGCCAACGAGCUUUGGGACUACCUUGCAGAGUGUGUAGAAGCCGUUGUCGACAAGGAGGGGAUGCUAGCGAAGUGUCAGAACGACGGGGAGCACCAGGACGAUACGUUACGGUUGGCGUUCACGUUCUCGUACCCCGUCACGCAGGAUUCGAUAAACCAUGGUGUGCUUCAGAGAUGGACCAAGGGCUUCGAUGUGAAAGGGGUCGAGGGCCAAAACGUGGUGUCGCAGCUCGAAGAAGCGUUGCGGCGUAAAAACGUGCCCGUCAAAGUGUCGGUACUCAUCAACGAUACAGCGGGAACCCUCCUUGCGUCCGCGUAUGCAGACCCAGAUACCCAGAUCGGGGCGAUUCUCGGCACCGGGUGCAACUCCGCUUAUGUCGAGACCUGCAACAAUAUCCCCAAGCUUCAGCACCGAAAUUUGGCCCCGGACAGCCCCAUGAUCAUAAACUGUGAAUACGGUGCCUUUGACAACGAGCAUUGCGUCCUCCCGCGAACAAAGUAUGAUAAACUCAUUGACAAGGAGUCGCCACGCCCGGGCCAACAGACCUACGAGAAGAUGACAUCGGGGCUGUAUUUGGGCGAAAUCUUCCGCCAUGCCAUCCUCGACCUACACACCCGCAACCAGCUCUUCGUCGGUAAGCAAGUGCCCGCUCUAUCACAACCAUACGCUCUCGACUGUCUCCACCUCUCCGAGGUCGACGGCAACGGUUCCUCUUCUUUACAAUCCGUACUUCAGAUAUCGCUCGAAAAGCACGAAAUGGACCUGUGCCAGAAACUGGCCGAUCUGAUUAAUGCUCGGGCAGCGCGGCUCUGCGCAUGCGGACUAGCAGCCAUAUGUAAGAAGAAAGGUCUCAGUUCUUGCGUAAUUGGCGUGGAUGGCUCGGUAAUGCUGAAGAACGACGUGCUCAGGGGACGGACGAUGAAGGCACUGGGGGAAAUCCUCGACUGGGAUGCGAAAUCAAGACAAGCCGGGGAGAAGGGAACGGGAGACACCCCUAUUAGAAUGCAUUUUGUGAAGGACGGUUCGAGUGAAGGAGCAGCCAUUGCGGCGGCAAUUGCUGCUGCCCAGGCAUGA
Molecule: messenger RNA, 1386 nt
Organism: Uncinocarpus reesii 1704
Lineage: Eukaryota; Fungi; Ascomycota; Eurotiomycetes; Onygenales; Onygenaceae
Product: hexokinase
Exons: 4
Coding region: 1-1386 (461 amino acids)
Biological process (GO): intracellular glucose homeostasis; glucose 6-phosphate metabolic process; glycolytic process
Cellular component (GO): cytosol; mitochondrion
Molecular function (GO): D-glucose binding; glucokinase activity; mannokinase activity
Source: RefSeq, a predicted model, not a curated record